UGACGACUGACGACAUGAAAUAAGGAGUGUGUGUGCCCAUUUCGUUUUUCGAUUGAGGAAUUAAUUAUUAUUUCUCUCAUCUGUCCUCAUUUCAUUUCUCAGCCAGGCGUAAGUUAUAGUAUUCAGACGUCACACGAUAAUUAUAUUAGUAGCAAUACUACAAACUGCAGGCUAUUAGACCACACACUACACUACACAUCAACAUUCUUCAAACCUAAGUACCUAUAGUAUAGGUAGGUAUCCGGAUAUCGGAAUACCUAAUAGGUACGUACCUACAUGGAAUAUCGGGCAACUUGGUAGUUGAUCGGUGAAUGGAAAAGAUAAACAGUAACACAAACAUGUGCUUCGAAAUAUUGUAUUUAUAACCUGCGAUUUAUGUUAUUUUAUCUCUUCAUUUCUUCUUCGCCACUAAGUACCUAACAAAAUAUAUUAAGAUGACAUGUACCAUUGAAUUACAAACUAGUGGACCAUUUUCACCAGGAAAAACAAUAAACGCCAAACUUUUGUGUUUAUUUGAUACAUCCGAAAUUAUUGAAGGCAUAAAAUGUUCUCUGGUGGGUGAAGAACGUACCCAAUUUAAUGGGGAGGACGAUACCAAACAUGAAGGACUUGAAAGUUUUUUAAAAGAUGAUAUUGAAAUUAUACAAGCAAGUACAAUUUUAUCGGGAACGUACAAAUAUCCCUUUUCAUUUGACCUACCUGCUGGGAUUCCCUCAAGUUUUGAACAUAUAAAUGGAAGAGUUGUGUACGAAAUAACUGCUGAGAUUUCUAGAGGAGAUGGGCGAUAUUAUCGAAACAGUAAAACGAUACAAGUGUCUGUACCAGUGGACUUAAAUGAUAUGGCGCACGAAAUUUCAAUGGUACCUGUUAUUUAUCCGGUAGAGAAAAAAAUAGACGCAUGCUGGCUUUGUUAUAGCGCCGAUCUCACUAUAUCCCUGCGUUUGGAAAAAGACGCUUAUUUACUUGGAGAAACGAUUAAAAUUAAAAUAGACAUUAAGACUGUAACAGGUAAUGGUAUAGCCAAUGUAAUCGCAAAACUAUUGGCGCAUACGGAAGUUACUUCUGAACAUCCACAAAGAAGAAAAUUUAUUGCUGUAGAUAAAAUAGCCAAGAAGAGCGACAAUAAUGGACAAGAAGGAUUUUCACAAAAAGUGUAUUCUUUUGAUUUGGAAGUUCCGAUGGACUGCAACGUUCCUUCUUUGAGCAAAUGUAAAUUAAUAAGGAGAAGGUAUUCUAUCACUGCAAUCGUUAAUUUAAAUGGUUGUUUUGACCCAAUCAAAAUACCAGUUGAUAUAAAACUCGGUCAUAUUACAGUUCAAGAACCUAGACCCAUAGGAUUUUCAAAACCUCCCGAACAAGACACAGAACCUUCAAUAGUGCCUUAUUCCAAAAACAAUAUGGCUCAGGCGGCAGUAGCAAAUCACCUGCCAUACCCUAUUGACGACUUCAAUUUUCCAUCACCUAGUCAUCAUCACGUGGUGCCGCCAUUGCCAAUCGUUCACCUUCCAACCAGUUACACCGCAAUACCUAGCGCUCCGCCUCUGGCAACUAUGUAUUCUCCAAGACAUUUUACUCCUCGAACAGAAGAGGAAGUUGCCGCAUUGCUCCCACGAAACAGUAAUGAUCAAAUGAUUCCUCCACCAACUUACGAUGAAGCUAUAUUAAAAUGAAUGUGCUACUUAGACAAAUAGGAAAUAUAUAUUAAAUGCUUUUUGGAUGAAAUUAACAAUUAAAAUGUAGAUGAAACUCUGUUCUGAAAUUGUUCUAAAUGCAACAAAAACAUUAAAAAUACUGUGAUGACAUAAAAUCUCUUAUAUACAUUUUAGAGCGUUCUUUGUACCUCUAUCGACUGCCGUUUACUUUUAUACAUUUUCUCUUAUUAUAUUAUAUUAUAUUUUAAUAAAUAUCUUAAUAAGAC
Messenger RNA from Psylliodes chrysocephalus, 1918 nucleotides. The record is from the annotation of a GenBank genome assembly. Lineage: Eukaryota; Metazoa; Arthropoda; Insecta; Coleoptera; Chrysomelidae.